GUUACAUCUCUCUGCCUCUUUAAAAGCACUUUAGUUUUCCAUCAGAGUGAGUCAGAAGAGGAACUCCACUGAGGAACUCCAGCAAGACUUCACGCAUAAAAGCUUUAGGAUGCGCACACAAGCCUCGCAACCACACCAGCUCCUUUUGCACACAUAAAUUAUGGGAUGUGCAACUAACACCAGUUGACAAGGGGACACUUGGAUAGAGAGUGCGCGUAAAGCAUGGCUUGGAUACGCACAUGUUUUUUCCUGUCUUGUGUUGGGCAGGUGUCGGCAAAUCCACCGACUGAGACAAGGAUUUAUUUGGAUAACAUUACGCGCAUUUUGGAUAGGUUGUUAGAUGGAUAUGACAACAGACUCCGACCUGGUUUUGGAGGUCCUGUCACAGAGGUUAAAACGGACAUAUUUGUCACCAGCUUUGGUCCUGUUUCUGAUGUGGAAAUGGAAUACACAAUGGAUGUGUUUUUUCGGCAAACAUGGAUUGAUGACCGGCUGAAAUUUGAGGGCCCCAUUGAGAUCCUGCGUCUCAACAACCUAAUGGUCAGCAAUAUCUGGACACCGGACACUUUCUUCCGAAAUGGCAAACGUUCUAUUUCGCACAACAUGACCACUCCCAACAAGCUGUUCCGCAUCAUGCAGAACGGAACUAUUCUGUACACCAUGAGGUUAACCAUCAAUGCAGAGUGCCCCAUGCGAUUGAUAAAUUUCCCAAUGGAUGGACAUUCAUGCCCUUUGAAAUUUGGCAGCUAUGCCUAUCCAAUGAGUGAGAUUGUUUACACAUGGAAGAAAGGACCAUUAUUUUCAGUGGAAGUUCCUCAAGAGAGUUCCAGUCUACUACAGUAUGAUCUCAUUGGACAGACAGUGUCUAGUGAGAGGUUGAAGUCAAACACAGGUGAAUACAUAGUCAUGACAGUGUACUUCCACCUGCAAAGGAAAAUGGGUUUCUUCUUGAUCCAGACAUACAUCCCUUGCAUUAUGACUGUGAUCCUAGCACAGGUCUCCUUCUGGAUUGACAAAGAGUCAGUACCUGCCAGAACUGUGUUUGGCAUCACCACAGUGCUAACCAUGACCACGCUGAGCAUUAGCGCCCGUCAUUCGUUACCAAAGGUCUCCUAUGCCACCGCCAUGGACUGGUUCAUCGCCGUCUGCUUCGCAUUUGUCUUUUCCGCCCUUAUCGAGUUUGCUGCUGUCAACUAUUUCUCCACCUUGCAGGCCAAUAAGGAACUUCGGCGGGCCAACUUGGCCUGUGCUGCGGCCCAAGCAGCGGCCAAAAGUGACGGAGAAGCCGUUUCGAAUCCUCUAGACCCUGGAGGUGUGUUGAAGAAAAGGCUGAACUCCCUCUCCCAAAGAGAUGCUCCUGACAGGUUCUCCAGACCACCCCAGUGUGAGUUCCAUCAGCAUGGUUCCACUUUCCCUGCCAACAACAUGCUGAUAGGAACUAGUAUUAUUGACAAGUACUCACGCAUCCUCUUUCCUCUGUCCUUUGGGGCCUUCAACCUGGUCUACUGGAUUGUCUAUCUCACCAAAGACACUAUGGAGUCCAGGGAAGUGUGA
Molecule: messenger RNA, 1554 nt
Organism: Rhinichthys klamathensis goyatoka
Lineage: Eukaryota; Metazoa; Chordata; Actinopteri; Cypriniformes; Leuciscidae
Gene: gabra6b
Product: gamma-aminobutyric acid type A receptor subunit alpha6b
Exons: 10
Coding region: 223-1554 (443 amino acids)
Biological process (GO): synaptic transmission, GABAergic; monoatomic ion transmembrane transport; gamma-aminobutyric acid signaling pathway
Cellular component (GO): postsynapse; GABA-A receptor complex; neuron projection
Molecular function (GO): transmitter-gated monoatomic ion channel activity involved in regulation of postsynaptic membrane potential; GABA-gated chloride ion channel activity; GABA-A receptor activity
Source: RefSeq, a predicted model, not a curated record